UCAUCUCCCUUUUCCACAAAGAAUCGCCCGUAAAUUGUACACGUUUUGCUGUUAAAAAAGCGAAAUUUUUCUGCAAAAUUUCAAAAACUAACAGCAAUUGCAUCAGAUUUUAGUGUUUUAAUAAACAAAAUUAACGUACAAAACGUAUAGAAGGCAUCAAAAUGGCAUUAUCUUCGCGUUUUUAUAGUGAAAAAUAUCCCGAAGUGGAAGAUGUGGUUAUGGUCAACGUACUGUCCAUUGCCGAAAUGGGUGCCUAUGUGCAUUUAUUGGAAUACAAUAAUAUAGAGGGUAUGAUUCUGUUGUCUGAAUUGUCCAGACGUCGUAUACGUUCCAUCAAUAAGCUGAUUCGUGUGGGCAAAACAGAACCUGUUGUCGUCAUUCGUGUGGACAAGGAUAAGGGUUAUAUAGAUUUGUCAAAACGUCGUGUCUCACCCGAAGAUGUUGAGAAAUGUACAGAACGCUAUGCCAAAGCUAAAGCUGUCGAUCUAUUGCUGCGUCAUGUUGCCAAUUUGUUGGGUUACGAGUCCAGUGAACAGUUGGAACAAUUGUACCAGAAGACCGCUUGGCAUUUCGAAAAGAAAUACAACAGCAAGGCCGCAGCUUAUGACAUUUUUAAACAGUCCGUAACAGAUCCCACUGUUUUCGACGAAUGUGAUUUAGAUGAAAAGACAAAAGAAGUUUUGUUGAACAAUGUCAAGCGCAAGUUGGUAUCACCCACCGUUAAGAUACGUUCUGACAUUGAAUGCUCCUGCUAUGGUUAUGAGGGUAUUGAUGCUGUUAAGGCUUCCUUGAGCAAGGGUUUGGAAUUGAGCACUGAAGAAUUGCCCAUUCGUAUUAAUUUGAUUGCUCCUCCACUUUAUGUGAUGACCACUUCAACUACCAAAAAAGCUGAAGGUUUAAAGAUUUUGGAACAAGCCAUCGAUAGCAUUAAAGCCAAAAUUACAGAAUACAAUGGUGAAUUUAAGGUUAUUAUGCCACCCAAACUUGUUACUGCCAUUGAUGAAGCUGAUUUGGCACGUCGCUUGCAACGGGCUGAGGCUGAAAAUGCCGAAGUUGGUGGUGAUGAUGACGAAGAGGAAGAUGAUGAUCAAGAGGGUAUGCAAUUUGAUCCAGAAAAUGAAUCAAUUAAUCACAAAGGUGGACGUCGUCCCACGAAAAAGGGUGACGAUGAAGAUGACGAAGAAGACGAUGAUGAAGAAGAUGAGGAAUAAAUUGUUUUUGCGUUCAUUUCGGUUUAUUUUCAAAAUUCUCAUUUGAAAUAUAGAUUUGCAAUUGCUAUUUUUUUAAAUAAUAUUAGUUUAUUUAAAGCUUUUAUGUGUACA
Molecule: messenger RNA, 1322 nt
Organism: Lucilia cuprina (Australian sheep blowfly)
Lineage: Eukaryota; Metazoa; Arthropoda; Insecta; Diptera; Calliphoridae
Gene: eIF2alpha
Product: eukaryotic translation initiation factor 2 subunit 1
Exons: 2
Coding region: 162-1211 (349 amino acids)
Cellular component (GO): eukaryotic 48S preinitiation complex; multi-eIF complex; eukaryotic translation initiation factor 2B complex
Molecular function (GO): RNA binding; ribosome binding; translation initiation factor activity
Source: RefSeq, a predicted model, not a curated record